Molecule: messenger RNA, 768 nt
Organism: Symbiodinium sp. CCMP2456
Lineage: Eukaryota; Dinophyceae; Suessiales; Symbiodiniaceae
Source: the annotation of a GenBank genome assembly
AUGCCAGCUGGCCUUCAUCACUUUGCUGAAAGCCUUGACAUGUCGUCACUCCACAUUACCAUCGGCGUUCGCAGAGAAAGUUGGACCGCUUCUGCGCUCUUGGCUGCAUGGAUCGAAGUCGAUCCAUGCGUAUCGCUAGCCGAUGGCAAACUGACAAAUGAUACAAUGCACAAGAUGAAGUUGCUGCAUCAGCGUGUUUCUAAACACUUUCUUCCAUGGGAUGCAUGCAACCAAAUGCUUGCAACAUCUCUGUCUGUUCCGUUACUCCGAGCCCUGGAUGAAUCAGACUUACCACAGGGGCUAGCAGAGGGAAUGACAGUGACAUUGGCUCAAUUCGCCUUGGAGCUUGCUCCCAAACUGCGCGAAAGUGGCGAUGAAGAAGACAUGGGCAUUGCAGCCAAACUGGACGCCUUGAGCCGCAAGCCGGAUCCACGGGCACUCUUGCAUGUUGUGUUUGCUGUUCGCGAAUUCCGAUGGAAGCAGCAUUACGAGUUCAACAGCGCUAAGAAGUUGCAGUUUCAAGGCACCUUGCCUGAAUUGCGGGGCAGCUCUCGCUUAAAACGCUGUGCAGAUGCCAGCGCUCAGUUGUCCACUACGGGCUUGCUGCUUAAUGGUUAUCGCAUUCUGGAUAUAUCCGAGCCCGCGCUGCCCAUUUUUCGAUAUUGUCUGGGCAUGCACACGGGUGCUGCUGGCGAAGUGUUUCGUGUCUCUGAGAUUCCAGGCCCGCGAGAGUUAGUCACUGCCGUCGUCAGAAUUCUACUGAGGUUU